AUGCAAGAUGAAAUUUCGGACUUGUACAUUUCUCUGAUCAGUGACAUGAAAAUAGUGUUACCUGCUAAAACUAAAGAAGUAACACCUCCUACCCAACCAUCUCUGCGACUGCCCAAAUUUGAGUUGCCCAAAUUCAGCGGUAACUACGAAGAAUGGGUUAGCUACUACAAUAUUUUUGAGGCUUCUAUUAAUAGGAAUGAAACUUUGGCCCCUGUGAUUCAGGUGUUUUCCAAAGAUGGUCAGCAAACUGUACUCCGUGCUGUGCUCGACUCUGCAUCUCAACUUACAUUGAUAUCUGAAAGAGCUGUUCAGCUCAUCAGUGCCUCCCGUACUCGAGCACAUGAUGAAAUCCAAGGAAUUUCUGGCUCACUAAUUCAUUCUAGAGGAAUAGUACACAUUGAUAUAUCUGCAGUUAAUGGUCAACGCUUAGCCUACCAUCAUCCAUGCUUGGUUUUGAAUCGUAUCACUUCACCACUGCCUCAGAUCCCAGUCUCACCUCAGGUGAAGGGAUCUUUAAAUGAUUUUGUUCUUGCAGACCCCUGUUUUGACAAACCUGGAGAAAUUGAUCUAUUGAUCGGAGAUGAUUUAUUCGCUCUCUCACUGACUGGUGAGCAGCACUUCUUAGGCCAUAACCUGCCCCAAGUUUUAGGAACUAUAUUCGGAUUUGUUGUAAUGGGCAUAGCUCCUGUUGCUACAUCUGAGUUAUCAAUCCCAAAAACUGUUUCUUUUCUCACUACACAUGAUGGAGACCUUCACAGUUCGCUUCAAAGGUUUUGGUCAAUCGAAGAACCCCCGACAUGUGUCAAGACUCAGUCAGAAGAAGAUGUUCUCUGCUUACAGCAUUUUGAAAGAACCCAUACACGUGAUAACUCUGGUCGAUAUGUUGUUAAGUUACCGAAAAAACCAAAUCAUCCACUAUUAGGUGAAUCUUGUAGUACAGCUCAACUUAGACUUAAAGCGAUGGAAAGAAAAUUUGCUGCUCACCCCGAAUUCAAAGAUUUAUACUCCGAAUUUAUGGAUGACUACAUCAAAUCAGGUCACAUGAGUGCAUGUGAGCAACCCCUUUCUGGUGAAUGUUACUAUUUACCCCAUCAUGGAGUAUUUAAGGCGAAUCCCCCUAAUUCCAAAAUACGAGUCGUAUUUGAUGGUAGUUCCAAAACAAAUAAUGGCGUCUCCCUAAACGAUAUCCUCAUGCCUGGCCCUAAGUUGCAGAAUGAUAUUAGUGAUGUCUUGCUGUACUUUAGGUGUCACAAGUUUGUGUUCACUUGUGAUAUACGACAGAUGUAUCGCCAGAUUCUGGUGGCUGAAGAUGACAAGAAAUAUCAGUUAAUCUUUUGGCGAUCCAACCCUGAUGAAUCCCUUCAAGUCUUAAAGCUAAAUACCGUCACCUACGGUCUCAACUGUUUCCCGUUCAUUGCGAUCAGAACAUUACAACAAUUGGUCAAAGAUGAGGGUCACUCAUACCCCAAGGCGUCUGAGAUUCUAACUAAAUCGAUAUUUUAUGACGACAUCAUCGCUGGAGCAGAAAGUCUUGAUGAAGCUUUGUCUGCACAGAAUGAACUCAAGAACUUACUCUCUAGAGGAGGUUUUGAGCUCCGGAAAUGGAUUAGCAACGCACCCCAACUAUUGGACCAAGCCCCAAUUGAACACAAAGAGACUCCAGUGGAGUUAACUGAAAAUAGUGAAGCCUUCUUCAGUGUCCUGGGUCUAAAAUGGACUCCAGAGUCUGACAUGCUUUCUUACAAGGUUAAGGAUGUUGAAAUAAGUGCUAUACUUACAAAGAGAAGAAUAUUAUCUACAAUCGCUAAACUGUACGAUUUACCAGGAUUUCUUACACCCGUAAUUUUCUGGGCAAAAACACUUAUUCAGUAUCUCUGGACAACAGGGCUAACUUGGGAUGAACCUGUUCCAAAUGAUGUUAGAACCAAGUGGCAUUCAUUCUUAGAAGAACUCCCAAUAAUUCAAGAAUUAAGAAUUCCACGCUACAUUUCUACUUCUCUGCAUACGGCUGUGCAACUCCACGGCUUCAGCGAUGCUUCAGAGAAAGGCUACGCUGCUGUUGUCUACCUUCGUGUCACUGACUCUCAAGAGAAUACAAGGCUCUAUCUAAUCGUCUCUAAAUCAAAAGUCGCUCCUUUGAAAAGAAUUUCUCUGCCACGGCUUGAACUUUGUGGCGCUCACUUACUGGGAAAACUUCUUCAAUAUUCUUCAAACAUACUCUCUGCUCAUAUGAAGAUUGAAUCAAUCUAUGCUUGGUGUGACUCCACAAUUGUCCUAACCUGGAUACGUACUCUUCCAUACCGCUUGAAAGUCUUCAUUGCCAAUCGUAUUUCAGAACUCCAAGAAUUGGUCUCUCCUCACUCAUGGAAUUAUGCCAAAUCUCAAGACAACCCGGCAGAUUGCGCCACUCGUGGUCUUUCACCCUCUCAACUUGUGACUCAUCAUUUAUGGUGGAAUGGACCGGAAUGGUUACAGUCAUCUCCAGAUUCUUGGCCUAAGCCAAAAUUCACACCUGUUAUUGAUGAUGACACUCUUGAAAUAAGGCCAAAUCCUCUAAACGUUCUAGCAACCACAGAGAAGAUUAAACUCACUGAUUUUGAUAAUUUCAUCAAGGAAUCAAACACUAAAGAUGCUCUUAACAACUUCACGUUAGAUCACUCAAUAAAUUUCCACUUUCAACCACCAGCCGCUCCCCACCAAGGAGGCCUAUGGGAGAGUGCUAUAAAAAGUUCUAAAUAUCAUCUGAAAAGAGUCAUAGGCGAUAGAGUUCUAACACUAAUGGAAAUAAUAACACUCGCCACACAGGUGGAGGCUGUACUAAACUCGAGACCUUUGACAGCGUUAUCCGCAGAUCCAUCCGACAUCUCAGCCCUUACUCCGGGUCAUUUUCUUAUCGGCACUUCUCUUGUAGCAGUACCGGAACCAAAUCUUGAAGAGGUUCCCGAAAAUCGUCUCAACCAUUGGCAAACUGUACAAGCCCUACAUCAACGCUUCUGGCGACGUUGGCAUCAAGAAUAUUUACAUCAGCUACAACAAAGAAAGAAAUGGGAAAAGCCCAACAAGAAUCUAGAAGUGGGUGAUCUCGUUAUAAUUCAGGACCCUAGAACACCACCACUACUUUGGCCUCUUGGACGCAUAGUGAAGACUUCGCCUGGAUCAGACGGCAUCGUCCGAGUUGUCACCAUCAAGACUCAGCGGGGAACCUUCUGUCGUCCUGCUACCAAGGUGUACCCGCUCCCCUGA
Molecule: messenger RNA, 3243 nt
Organism: Macrosteles quadrilineatus (aster leafhopper)
Lineage: Eukaryota; Metazoa; Arthropoda; Insecta; Hemiptera; Cicadellidae
Exons: 3
Coding region: 1-3243 (1080 amino acids)
Molecular function (GO): nucleic acid binding
Source: RefSeq, a predicted model, not a curated record